UAUAGAUUUGAGAGUUCAUCCCCUCCUUGAAGUUUAAACAGCCUCAGCCCUCGCUGUUGAUAGAAAGAAAGAAACAAGAGAGAGAAAUUGAGAGGGGCUCAAGAGAAAAGGGCAGCUGAGAGAAAAAAAAAAAAAAAGAAGGAAAGAAAACUACACAAUGGUUUCAAGGGAACACAAGAAAGCAGCACUGCAUGAGAAGCUGCAACUUCUUCGUUCAAUUACUAAUUCUCAUGCUCUCAACAAAACAUCAAUCAUAGUAGAUGCAUCAAAGUACAUUGCAGAGCUAAAACAGAAAGUGGAAAGACUCAAUCAAGAUAUGGAAAAUGCACAAACUUCAAAUGUUCACCAUAACCCUUUGCCUAUUCAGGUUACAGUGGAAAACUUAGAAAAGGGUAUUUUUAUAAAUGUGUUUUCGAAGAAGAGUUGCCAAGGCCUACUUGUCUUCAUAUUAGAAGCCUUCGAAGAAUUGGGUCUCAAUGUACUGGAAGCUAGGGUUUCUUGUACUGAAACAUUCAGUUUACAAGCAACUGGAGGAAAAUUAUGUGAAGAAAAUGGUGAAAGCAUUGAUGCUCAAGUGGUGGAACAAGCCUUAUUGAAAGCUAUUAGAAACUGGAGUGGAAAUGCUGAUCAAGAUUACCCAUGAUGAUGAAUCUAGGGUUAUUAUUUCAAAUAAUUUAUGUGUAUUAAUUUAAAUUAAGACGAUUUCAUGUGCUUGAUCUUGGAGGUUAAAUUUGAUAGUGUGGAAUUGAGUCACAUGACAAAAUGAAAAAGUAAUUAUAGAACAA
This is a messenger RNA of Mangifera indica (mango), 785 nucleotides long. RefSeq lists its product as uncharacterized. Gene Ontology annotation, biological process: regulation of DNA-templated transcription. Gene Ontology annotation, molecular function: DNA-binding transcription factor activity; protein dimerization activity; sequence-specific DNA binding. Lineage: Eukaryota; Viridiplantae; Streptophyta; Magnoliopsida; Sapindales; Anacardiaceae. Gene Ontology annotation, cellular component: nucleus. The record is from RefSeq and is a predicted model, not a curated record. Bases 158 to 643 code for a protein of 161 amino acids. The transcript is spliced from 4 exons.